GUUCUCAAUGUCCGCCCCAGCCGCGAACAUCGUUUUCGACGACAUUUUUACCAUCAGUGACAUCGACAAAGAAGGGAAAAAGUUCGACCGAGUUUCUAGGCUCUAUGCUCACUCCAAGAACUACGAUAUGGACCUCACUCUCGACUACAACGUCGAAUUGUUUCCACUAGAAAAAGAUCAGAGUUUUGCAUUGGCUCUGGCUUCAUCGCUCGCUCGGGGAGGAGCUCCUGGAAGUAGUGGCACGGACGGCGCUCAGGAAGAGGCGGACGAUAAAGAAAGAGACGUUUGGAGACCAGAUGGAAAGGGAAGAAGAGGGUUGGAAGACGACUAUGAGUAUGUGAUGUACGGAAAGGUCUAUAAAUUCGACGGAGGCACAUCAGAAAUAGUGACGGCAUAUGCGUCCUUUGGUGGCCUCUUGAUGUCAUUGACAGGAUCUUUCCGACACAUGACAAGUAUUGUUUUAGGUGACCCAGUGUAUUUACUGAUGCGCAGGUAGAUAAAGCUCUUUGCAUAUAAAAAUAUCCAAGUCCUCCAGAUAUUUCAAGAUACAAAAUCAAUGCCGAGAGGACACUGCACUGGCGAUGGAAUUUUAUCGAACACUGGCUUCCCAAGGAAGACUUCCAAUUCCUUUGUGAAUUAACGUAAUUAGAUCUAGGUCCACAAUUGGAAGAGACUAUAGUUGGCUUUGUUGUCGAAUCCAUUGUCUUCAAAGCAUAUAACGACAAGGACGUGCAAAAUGUCUGGAGAUGUGAAUGGUAAAUACAUACAAGAGUCAGUGAAUGGGAAGAAUCUCUACAAAUAACGGGUGAUAGACCUUUACAUAUAAUUAACGACUCUAAUGUUAAUGAUUACUGCGUGUCAAUG
Molecule: messenger RNA, 864 nt
Organism: Laccaria bicolor S238N-H82
Lineage: Eukaryota; Fungi; Basidiomycota; Agaricomycetes; Agaricales; Hydnangiaceae
Exons: 5
Coding region: 8-496 (162 amino acids)
Biological process (GO): DNA-templated transcription
Cellular component (GO): RNA polymerase II, core complex; RNA polymerase III complex; RNA polymerase I complex
Molecular function (GO): DNA-directed RNA polymerase activity
Source: RefSeq, a predicted model, not a curated record